AUGGGUGUUAGUGUUUCAUAUUUGUUGUUGGUGGUGGUGAGUUUAUUAGUGUUGUUGAUUAAUGUGGGUGUGGGACUCCCAGUAGCAGGAUCAGGUUUUAAAGAGAGGGUGAAGGCCUCUGAUUCUGAAGCAGAAGCAGAAGCAACAGCAGCUUCUUCUAUGAUACCCAGUCGCUUUCGAUCUCCGCCGCCGCCACCUCUGUUUAAUCGUCCUCGUGGCCAUUUCGCCUUAAUACCUCCUCCUCCUCCUCCAGAGACGCCAAUGUUGCCACCACUGCAGCCAUCUCCAUCAUCAAACUCAUCAGCACCACCGCCGUCGCUGCCAUUUCAGUCACCAUCACUGCCAUCACCACCACCCCCACCACCACCACCGUCACCAUUGGCAUCUCCAUCACUACCACUACAGCUGUCACCACCAUCGUAA
Molecule: messenger RNA, 423 nt
Organism: Prunus persica (peach)
Lineage: Eukaryota; Viridiplantae; Streptophyta; Magnoliopsida; Rosales; Rosaceae
Product: pollen-specific leucine-rich repeat extensin-like protein 1
Exons: 1
Coding region: 1-423 (140 amino acids)
Source: RefSeq, a predicted model, not a curated record